Messenger RNA from Williopsis jadinii, 565 nucleotides. RefSeq names its product Gim5p (gene GIM5). Gene Ontology annotation, cellular component: cytoplasm; prefoldin complex. The record is from RefSeq and is a predicted model, not a curated record. Lineage: Eukaryota; Fungi; Ascomycota; Saccharomycetes; Phaffomycetales; Wickerhamomycetaceae. Gene Ontology annotation, biological process: protein folding; regulation of DNA-templated transcription. The coding region runs from base 15 to 497 and encodes 160 amino acids. The transcript has 2 exons.
AAUCACCACAAGCAAUGUCAGGAAAGACCAUUGAUAUAACCAAACUCGAGCCAGAACAACUGAUCCAACUCAGAAAGCAAUUUGAAGAUGAGAUGGAACACUUUUCCACUUCUUUAAGUGCUUUGAACAUGGCCCUGGGGAAAUACAAGGAGUGUAUCAACAACGUGAAGCAGGUAUCUACAGAGGGCAAUGAAGGGAAAGAAUUACUGGUGCCAUUAUCAGGAUCGCUGUACGUUCCAGGCAAAGUGAAGGAUAACAACAAGUUCCUCGUUGAUGUUGGUACCGGCUAUUACAUCGAAAAGUCCAGUGAGGAUGCAAUCAAGUUCUUCGAGGGCAAGGUAACACAGCUGAACAAGGACUCUACAAAGGUUACAGAGAUCAUCACCGAGAAAUCACGAACCAUCCAAAGGCUCGAUCAAGUGCUUAGAGAGAAAGUCCAUCAACGAGAAAUGCAAGCUGCUAAAUCUACCGCUAACCCACCGAUUGAAACCAAAUAAAUCCUUCUAUACUGUGAAUAUCUCAUUGUAUGUGAACCAUAACACCCAGAAAUUCCUGUAAUUGAUAC